Molecule: messenger RNA, 1403 nt
Organism: Scleropages formosus (Asian bonytongue)
Lineage: Eukaryota; Metazoa; Chordata; Actinopteri; Osteoglossiformes; Osteoglossidae
Gene: ciao1
Product: cytosolic iron-sulfur assembly component 1
Exons: 7
Coding region: 225-1238 (337 amino acids)
Biological process (GO): iron-sulfur cluster assembly
Cellular component (GO): cytosolic [4Fe-4S] assembly targeting complex
Molecular function (GO): protein binding
Source: RefSeq, a predicted model, not a curated record
AACUGUGUGCGUUUUAAAAAAAUGGCUAUUUUGUCCCUAAUGACUUACCGUCCGACUUGUUGCGUAGUACUUACCGGAAGUAUAGAUGCUCUGUAUGAAAGGAUUUGGAAUUUGAGCAGUUAGCAUAGCUCCAGCCGUUCAGUUCAAGUUUAUAUGUAUUAAGGUACUUACUAGCAGGGAGAUAAAGAAGCAGUUGUCAGCGGUGAAGUUAGUUGUGCGCCAAAAUGAAAGACUCGCUCACGGCGCUGUGCAAACUAAGCGGCCACCCAGACUCCCGCUGCUGGUUCGUGGCGUGGAACCCGAGUGGGACCCUGCUGGCGUCGUGUGGAGGAGACCGGGCCGUGCGCGUCUGGGGCCGGGAAGGAGAUUCCUGGGUGUGUAAAUCUGUGCUACAGGAUGGGCACCAGCGCACAGUUCGAAAGGUCACCUGGUCACCGUGUGGGAACUAUCUGGCCUCUGCCAGCUUUGAUGCGACUGCCUGCAUUUGGAGGAAGAAAGAUGACGACUUUGAGUGUGUUACAGUCCUGGAGGGUCAUGAGAAUGAAGUGAAGUGUGUGGCCUGGGCUCCAUCAGGCAGUUUGUUAGCCACCUGCAGCCGAGACAAGAGUGUGUGGGUUUGGGAGGUGGAUGAGGAGGAUGAAUACGAGUGUGUUAGUGUGGUCAAUGCUCAUACUCAGGACGUGAAGCAUGUGACCUGGCACCCCACGCAAGAGCUGUUGGCCUCAGCUAGCUACGACAACACAGUGCGUCUGUAUCAGGAAGAGGAUGACGACUGGGUUUGCAAGGCAACGCUGGAAGGACACACAUCCACUGUCUGGAGCCUGGCCUUCGAUGCCAGCGGCCAGCGACUGGCCUCUUGCAGUGAUGACCGCACAGUCAAGAUCUGGAGAGAGUGUCUCCCUGGGAAUGAGCCUGGGACUGACACUGUUGGUUCCGAUCUCAGCUGGAAGUGCAUCUGUACCUUGUCAGGCUUCCAUAGCAGGACCAUAUAUGAUGUGGCAUGGUGUCGCCUGACUGGUGCUUUAGCCACUGCCUGUGGAGAUGAUGGGGUGCGUGUGUUUCGUGAGGAUCCGACCUCUGACCCCAUGCAGCCUACUUUUUUCCUGUCUGUCCACAUGCCCAAGGCCCACAGUCAGGAUGUCAAUUGCAUUGCCUGGAACACCAAGGAGGCAGGACUGCUGGCUUCCUGCAGUGAUGAUGGUGAGAUCAUUAUCUGGCAUUAUCAGUCAGAGGCUUGAGCACUGACGUCAACAAGUGGGACUCAAAAUGUCUGUCUUCUCCCUCACGAUCUUUUGUUUCCUUUAUUCACUGCUAAAAAUAUGAAUUUAAUGCUGGGCUGAAGGAAUAUGGCCUGGCUAUUUAAAGCUCUUCUGCAUAAUAUAGUUUGUGAAUAAAAUUAAUUG